Cynara cardunculus var. scolymus (artichoke) is the source of this 654-nucleotide messenger RNA. Its product is annotated as V-type proton ATPase subunit G 1-like. The coding region runs from base 89 to 421 and encodes 110 amino acids. Gene Ontology annotation, cellular component: vacuolar proton-transporting V-type ATPase complex. Gene Ontology annotation, molecular function: proton-transporting ATPase activity, rotational mechanism. NCBI's taxonomy places the organism in Eukaryota, Viridiplantae, Streptophyta, Magnoliopsida, Asterales, Asteraceae. The record is from RefSeq and is a predicted model, not a curated record. The transcript has 4 exons. Gene Ontology annotation, biological process: proton transmembrane transport.
AUAUACGCCUCUCAUCCAUUCCCCUCGUUUGCCUCAUCAGAUUAUCUGACCGAUCUCCGAUUCUUAGCCUGGUGGUGUAUCAGCAGACAUGGAUUCUAGCAGGGGCCAAAAUGGAAUUCAACUCUUGUUAGCUGCAGAACAAGAAGCUCAGCAAAUUGUCAAUGCUGCUAGAAACGCAAAACUGGCUAGACUAAAACAAGCCAAAGAAGAGGCUGACAAGGAGAUUGCUGAAUUUCGUGCACAAAUGGAAGCUGAUUAUCAGAGAAAGCUCACCGAGACAAGUGGAGACUCGGGUGCUAACGUGAAGCGUCUUGAGAAGGAAACGGAUGAAAAGAUUCAACUCCUGACAAGGGAGGCUGACAGAAUUUCAAGUGAUGUUGUGGAGAUGCUUCUGAAGCAUGUCACUUCUGUAAGGUAUUAAACUGAAGCUAUCUUCAGAUUAAUCUGUUUUGUCUACAUUUCUUUCCAUUUUGCAUGUGUUGUAUUGUCUUAUUUGUUGAUUGCUCGUUAUUGAAUAAAAGCCAUUCGUGUUCGGAGAUUUACAAACUCCAUCAUGUUCAAGUCUUGAAGCAUUUGUUAUAAGCACUAAGCAUGAAAAGAUCUUGUUUUUCUUUUCUUUUCUUUUCUUGAGAAUAAAAGAUUUGCAGGUUUUUG